Messenger RNA from Paramormyrops kingsleyae, 4705 nucleotides. Lineage: Eukaryota; Metazoa; Chordata; Actinopteri; Osteoglossiformes; Mormyridae. The record is from RefSeq and is a predicted model, not a curated record.
CGUGCCGGAAAAGGGCUCCCCAGGAGCGGAGUGAUGUAGCUGGGGAAGAAGGCAAUCUGGGCUGGGGCAGAAACCAGGCUGAGAACUAGCAUCGCUUUGGGGUCCAGCGCUGGAGCUCUGUCAGGGACUGUCUUUCCUGUGGCACUGAAGAUAAUGAAAGACCUUAAAACGCACUUAUGGGGAAGAACAAAGGAAUCGAUAGGAGUUGGCCAGACGUCAGCCCAAUGGGAGUUUUACUGAAAGCGGCCAUCUUGGUGUUCAUCUUGCCGGUAACGUAUUCCACAUCCGAGAGAGUAUUGGGACAAUGCAAGGUCACGCAGUCCUGGGCUGAUACGAGAAGACAGGACUCUGCUGCAACCACCAUGAAGAAACCCCAAGUCCAGCUCCACCACUCAGAGAUGGUGUUCAGGCUGUUUAACACCUCACUGGACUUUGGACACGCAAAGCGUUUCUGCUCAGCACACUUUGGCACCCUGCCCACGGAGGGGCGCCGGGACAUGAUGGACGGCGUCUUGCAGCUGCUGAGAGCUGCUGAGCUGAGAGUGACGGUGUGGGCCAUCGACCCCAGUACAAGCGGCAGGGACACGCUGGUUCCGUCCGAGCAGCGUGUGACUGUACAGGCUCUGAGCUUCCCCCUGGAGUCUGCGCAGGCCCACGCUCAACUGCGGGUCCCAUUCCCAGCACUGGGGGAGGUGAGCGUGUGCGUGAGGCUUCAGUGGGACCAGCGGCACACGGCAUUGGCCACGGUCUUCUCCUAUGCGGCUCCGGUCUUUACCAAUGAGCUGCUGCUGCGUGGUCGACCGGACAGUACCGGCCGAGUUCUGCUGGCCCUCAUCGUCCAAGGGAAGCACGGACCUUUCCGGGCCUCCUUCGCCAACGAUGGGGCCUGGCAUCACGUUUGCGUGGCAUGGCGCAGGGCUGACAGCCUGUGGGCUGUGCAUGUGGACGGCGAGAGGGGCGACGCAGACAAGGCUGGUGACGUGCCGCGGGAUGUGCCCCGCGAUCUCCACGGCGCUGGCAUCUUCGUGCUCGGCCAGGACCAGGACUCAUUUGGCGGGAACUUCAGCGAGCCCUUCGUGGGGAACUUGACAGAGCUGAGCGUGUGGAAUGUGGCACUGGAGGAGUGGCAGGUGCAGGCGUUGAACGCCUGUGGCACGAUUGGUCACGCGUCGCUCUUCACCUGGGACGUCGCCAACGUGAUCGUGCACCCUGACGUAAGCCAGGUCCAGGCUAGCGUACUGUGCCCAGGCCGGAUAUCCAGCCAGACUCCAGGUUGCCGAGUCCUAGACGGCCGCUCGCCCAAGGAGACCCCGCAUUUCACCACUGUCCCUUGCUUGCAGACACUGCCCUUCGUCUGUGUGACCAGCCAAGAGCGGAUGCAGAAGAUCAAAGAGCUGAGGGACUCCCGUGAGGGGGGGCCCAGCCCCUUCCUGUCCCAGCUGAUGCGGCUGUCCAACCAAAGCCUGGCGGGGGAGGGGUUAUUUCCCGACGAGACACGCCUUGGCUGGGAGCAGAGCUCCAGGGUGCUGGACGUUUCCCAGAAGGCACUGCAGGAAAGCCCGGGGGGGCUGGAGCCCUUCGACAUGCUUUCGCUGAUCCAGCUGUUACGCCGCACAGCUGACGUCGUCAAUGGGGGCAACCAAAGCCGGAAGGAAGCGGCCGCUUUCAGCCGUAGCUUCCUGGCUGUGGCUGACAGGAUGAUUGACCAAGAAAACGUGCCUGGCUGGGAGGCUGUCAAGGAGGUUGUGAGUGGACCCAUGGCAGUGGUCAGAAGCAUUGAUCACUUGGUGACUAACCUCGAGAGCCUGCUAGUGGACGAGGAUGAUGACCUUCUCAUUAACGGUGACAACAUCAAGCUGGAGGUCCAGCAGAGGAGCCUGGAAACAGACACAAGCAAUCGUGACUUCUGCAGGCCAGCUGCAGAGAACAAGUCCCGCCUGGAUUGCAUCGAGGUCCCAUCCCAGAUUAUGAAGACGCUACACAGCAAUGGUUUCCAGAAGAUCACCCUGAUGAACACCUGGUACGGCUCACUUCAUCCAUUUUUCACUAGAGAUGGGAACACCAGCCUUUUUCCGGUUGAAGGCAACAUCAACCUCCUUCCUGCUGUUAGCGACGGUACUCAGAAGUACAUUGGUGCAGUCCUGGGCUCCUCUGUCAUCUCCAGCAUGGUGCUGGGUCAGGGCCGGCGAAUCAGCACCGCCGUACGUUUCCACCUGCAGCACAGGCACCAGAAUCUCCCAGGGACAGAAUAUGAUCCCGUAUGUGCAUUCUGGGAUUUUAAUCUCAUGCCUGAAGCCGGUGGUGGCUGGUCCACCAGAGGCUGCCAUGUCAUACACACGUGGCCUGACUCUACUUCCUGUUACUGCAACCACACCACCAACUUCGCUCUGUUGCUGCAGGUCUACGAGGUCCAGAGGAGCCCAGAGAGUGAAAUUUCAAUGCAGAUGCUGACUUUCAUUGGCUGUGGAGUGUCACUGUGUUGCCUGACCUUCACCUUCAUCCUCUUCAUCGUUGUGGGGGUACCCAAAUCAGACCGUACCACUGUUCACAAGAAUCUGAUUGCAGCUCUGGGCAUUGCAGAGCUCUUGUUGAUGUGCAGUGACACAGCCACCGGCAAUCAGGAGUUGUGUCUGGUAGUGACAGCCCUGUUGCACCUCUUCUUCACGGCCUCCUUCACCUGGAUGCUUGUCGAAGGCUUGUUGCUAUGGAGCAAGGUGGUUUCAGUGAACAUCAGCGAGGACAGAAGGAUGAAGCUGUACUACGCCAUCGGCUGGGGGUGUCCUGUUAUUGUCGUCGGGCUGACCUUGGCAGUGUCCUUUGGGAAGUAUAAAGCAGAUGACCGCUGCUGGCUCAACGUGCAGCACAACACCAUCUGGGCCUUUGCAGGACCAGUUCUCUUCAUACUAUCUGUUAAUGCCGUGGUACUGUGGCGGGUUGUCGUGGUGACCAUUUCUAGCGCUCGACGCCGGGCCAAGAUGCUUACGCCCAGCUCUCUCUCCCGGUUGCACGCCCUUGGCCUCGUUUGGGCUGCCACCCGCCCUGUCCUGAUCCUGCUCCCCGUGCUGGGCCUGACCUGGAUCUGCGGGAUCCUGGUGCACCUGUCUGUGGUUCUUGCCUACCUGUUUAUUGCCCUCAAUGCUUUCCAGGGUCUGUACAUAUUCCUGGUGUACGCAAUUUACAACAGCGAGGUGAGGACUGCCAUCACGAGAAUUCAGGAAAAGAGAAAGGCAUUGUCUUUUACAAACUGCUCCCAGCCCAUUGGCUUCCUACCCUCCCAGAGGACUCCAAACACUUCCUGGGCCUGCGGUGCAUGUGCCGUGUCCAGCCCCGAGACCAGUGAUACUUCAGGGCAAGGAGGUGUACCCACUUCCGGGUCGGUGGUCAUCCAGAAUGAGAGUUUCAUGAAGGAACACAUGGUGAGCUUUUCCUUGCGACCAGCUACGGCAGACCAGGUGGUUCAAUUGACAGCGUUCAAGCCUUCAGGUUGUUGAGCGACCAGAGCAUGGACAGCACUCAUGGUGACCGCGGCGGGCGAGGACGCAUUCACAGGACCAGGCGGGAAGAGGUGGCUCUCUGAAACCCAAAGCCCCGCAGAAUGAGGACAUUCCAACAACCCUUCGGUUUCAUACCUCGCUUGCUGCUACUGUCAUCAUAUAGACAAGCUCUUCACGUUCCUGGAGGAACAGUCUAACCCACUUGUUCAUUAUAAAUAACCAUUUAUUUAGGGUUAGGGUCCCGGAAGGCGCUGGAUGAUCUUUUAGUGGGACAACCUGUCUGAGGAUGCUUAGAGUCACUAGUUACCCUGAGGAGUAACCAGUUUCCCUGAACACAGUGUUUUUUAACUGGGUAGAACACCAGAGAACCAGUAUGUAGCCCACGCUAACAUGGGGGAUGACACGCUAACAGGGGGCUACACGCUAACUUCAUGACAGGGCUGGGGACACCUAGACGUGCAAAGGACCACCACACCGGUGGUAAGUUAACAAAUGAAAGCAACUAAUUUGGUAUGCAUGUGCCAAGCUAGCAUAUGACAUCGCCUGAUCUCCUGAAAUGGCGUUAAAGACUUUUUAUCUGGGGAGAAACACCAGCUUUUAUGGAGGGCCUGGGAACAUAGCCUAGACCAAUCCUCAAGAUCUUCAUCUUGUACAGCCUGCCAUGUCUGUUUUCUUCUCUGUUUUCUUAAAGUAGAUUUUGGUGAACAGGACUCAUUGGCUAAAAUACGCAAAUGCUGCUUUGUUCUAUGAGCAACCAUGGUUUGAUGUUGUCAUUGUGCAAUAUGAGCAAACACCCCCAACCCGCCACGACUGGAAGUGUGGUGGGCAUGUGAUGUCAGCUGUCCGUAGCUCUCAAUCCUAACCUGAAACUUUCCCCAAAUUCAUUGUGACUGUUACAGUUUAUGGUGCACUAGUGGUAUUGAUAACCUUAGUUCUCCCUGCAAGAGUUGUCUGUAGGUCAUGGGUGCUAGAUGCUGGUGUCUGAGAGCUUUAAGUCUUCUGUUUUUUAGUUGGUAUUAGUAGGUAUCGUCGCUGAGAUUGAUGCCUUUUGUCUCUUUCCAUGUUGAAUCUUGACCUGCUUUGGACCAAGAAGCUUCAGAUCAAAUUUUUAUUCAAACCCAUAUCAGGGUUUGUCACUUAAAGGAAUCUGAGACUGCUGUAUGUUUGUUUAUUUUCAUAGAAAUAAAACCUGUUUGUACACUCAACUGACA